CAAUAGAUUCGUAAACCACUACGCUGGCGGUUGGUGGCUAUUUUAAAAUUUUUUACACUUCCUCCCUUCAAUUUGUACGCAUCGUUGCUUGCAAUAUGUAAAUUAAGCAAGAAAGAAGGCUUUCCAUCUGCAUACGCAAAAAUUUAGGUGUUGCUCUUUUGCCAGACUGAUGAAUCAAAGAUCAAACACAUUAAUAUUUGCGAGCGUUCAAAAUUUUUGGUGCUCCAUUUGUGCAGUUUAUGCUGCCUAAUUAAUAAUUAUGUCGGACGAUAUUUAUAUCGACGUAAACUACCUUACUGAAUCAGAAAGGGAUGCCAUUCUUCAAGUACUUGCCAAGGACGAGGAACUUCGAAAACAAGAAAAACGUCGUAUAAGUGUGUUAAAGAAUGAACUCGAUGAAAUAAAGAAGAAGGGAGCGAGUAAAGAGGAACUCGAAUCAUCUCGUGUUUGUGCAAGAUGUCGAGCACCGCUUGGUUUUAUUUUGAACAGUGGAGCCCUAUGUCCAAAAUGCGAAAGCCGAGUUUGUAAAGAAUGUCGAAAAAUGACUACUGCUACGUGGCUUUGUAUUUUGUGUGCAAAGAUCAGGGAAGUAAGGGCUGAAUCUGGUGCAUGGUUUUUUGAGCAAGAGAAGAGAAAAGGGGAUAGGCCACGUCUUUUUGGCUCAGCAUUGGUGCGUGCAUCCUUUAGGAGGGCAAAACCUCAACCCCAGUCACUUGGUGGUAAUUACUAUACAUUUCCAUUGUUUGAUUCAUAAGAUUUAAAGACAAUUAUAAAAUCUUGUUCCCAGAGUUGUCAUUCCUUGCACAGCACUCUCACAGAGGGAGACUCUGACACAAUACAAGUUACUGCUGUAUCUUAAAGGGUUGAUGACAAAUGGUAUCAGUUUUCUGGAAAUAAGAAUUCAAUGU
Pocillopora damicornis (cauliflower coral) is the source of this 908-nucleotide messenger RNA. RefSeq lists its product as uncharacterized. Lineage: Eukaryota; Metazoa; Cnidaria; Anthozoa; Scleractinia; Pocilloporidae. Gene Ontology annotation, biological process: exocytosis; intracellular protein transport. Gene Ontology annotation, molecular function: neurexin family protein binding; small GTPase binding. The record is from RefSeq and is a predicted model, not a curated record. Gene Ontology annotation, cellular component: exocytic vesicle; plasma membrane.